This is a messenger RNA of Elaeis guineensis (African oil palm), 1239 nucleotides long. RefSeq lists its product as uncharacterized. Gene Ontology annotation, biological process: regulation of DNA-templated transcription. The record is from RefSeq and is a predicted model, not a curated record. Lineage: Eukaryota; Viridiplantae; Streptophyta; Magnoliopsida; Arecales; Arecaceae. Gene Ontology annotation, molecular function: DNA binding.
AUGGCUGAUAGCAUGGCUUCGAAUCCCGAGAGUAGCAUGGACAAGGGCAAUGAAGAAGAGGAGGACAUAGUGAUAGAUACCAGACAGGGUCCUGAUUCCAGAUUCCCUCCAGGAUAUCGUUUCAACCCUCGUGAUGAUGAGCUUAUACUUCACUACUUAAGGAGAAAGAUUGCAAACGAACCAUUGCUUUACGAUGUUUUUAAUGAUGUCAAUCUAUAUGAAUAUCAUCCAGCAACACUUGUAGAAAAAUUUAAACAUUGUGGAGACAACAGGUGGUACUUCUUCACCCCAAGAGAUCGCAAGUAUCCAAAUGGUAUUCGACCCAAUCGUAAAACAGUUGAUGGAUAUUGGAAAGCCACCGGUGUUGAGAAAAAAAUCAUACACGAUGGUGAACAAAUUGGAGUACGAAAAGCUUUGGUUUUCUACACUGGGAAGGCUGGAAAAGGAAGCAAGACUGACUGGAUCAUGUAUGAAUAUAUCAAUCAAGAUCGUUCCAACCGUCCUCGUAGACCUGAUGGCACAAUGAAGUUGGAUGACUGGGUUUUAUGUACCAUACAAAAGAAGCGAGGAGCUGAUGAGGACACAGGUGGCGAGCCAGAGGAGCCAACACAAGCCCAACAAGCCAGCACUAGCCAAUCUAGGGAGCAAAAGCAGCCAAGAGCUGAUGAGGAGAACAGUGGGGAGCCAGAGGGGCCACCAAAAGCCCAACAAGCCACCACUAGCCGGUCUACUGAAAAACCAGGAACAUCUCAGGUUCAACAGAUUCCACAUGAUGGUAGAGAAGUGGAACCACUAGAUUAUCAAGUUAUUCACAAUAAUAAUGGUAGUCAUGUGAAUUAUUAUGAUAUGGAUGGUCAUGCUAAUUAUAAUACUGGUAGCGUCACACAAGCACCAUCAAUGUCAUUGCCGAAUGAUUUCACGGGUUUCAUCAGCUCCGAUGAUAUAGGUGAUCAUCAUCCAAGUGCUCAGAACUUUCAGCAGGACAUUCUAAAUCCUUCCAUGCGAAGUAUUGAUCUCGGGUAUCAACUUGGUCAAACUCCAGAGUUUGGAUUUGAAAAUCAGCAGAUGAUCUCCGAAUCACUCUAUCCGUCACCUCCAGAAGAUCCUCUAGAUCAGAGGUUCUCGAAAAAUCGGGACAUCAUCCAGAUCAAGCAUAUCAACAUCCACUCGCACAUCUACUGUCUGAGCCUUAAUUCUGCUCUGGAUGUCUAUGCCAUCUUUGAGGGCAUGAUAGGCUAA